AUGAGAAAUAUGGAUAUAGAUACUGAGAUGAUCCCAACCUCUUGUUCUGAUUCUGUGAAAGCAAUGGACUGUCAGGCCAACUCACCUUUUUUGGAUGCCGUCUCAAUGUUUGACAAUGAUGGCAAUGUCAAUGAUUUCAAUAACAAUGUUAAAGAUGAAACUUUUGCUGCUCCUGAUAUGUCCAAAAAUGAAGUUCAUCAAUUUAUAGCCAUCUUUACAAUACUGUUUGCUUCACGUCAUGUUGUUGAUAAGGGUGCUGCUGUUCUGAUUGAGUUUAUCAACAAUCUGCUAAGAAUCUAUGACCAAGAUUUUUAA
Phycomyces blakesleeanus NRRL 1555(-) is the source of this 315-nucleotide messenger RNA. RefSeq lists its product as hypothetical. The record is from RefSeq and is a predicted model, not a curated record. The transcript is spliced from 3 exons. The coding region runs from base 1 to 315 and encodes 104 amino acids. NCBI's taxonomy places the organism in Eukaryota, Fungi, Mucoromycota, Mucoromycetes, Mucorales, Phycomycetaceae.